Messenger RNA from Pygocentrus nattereri (red-bellied piranha), 1474 nucleotides. RefSeq names its product dipeptidase 1 (gene dpep1). The record is from RefSeq and is a predicted model, not a curated record. NCBI's taxonomy places the organism in Eukaryota, Metazoa, Chordata, Actinopteri, Characiformes, Serrasalmidae. The transcript is spliced from 11 exons. Gene Ontology annotation, biological process: proteolysis. Gene Ontology annotation, molecular function: metallodipeptidase activity. The coding region runs from base 75 to 1325 and encodes 416 amino acids.
AUAUUUAGUCCAUGUUCAAAGAGAUCAGGAGCAGCAGUAGAGAAGAAGACGUGGUCUUGGAGUGAGGAGUCAACAUGAGUUGCAUCUGGGCUAUAUGUUUGGUCCUCUGGGCUUUCAUAUUCACCUCCAACGCGAACGAGUACAGGGAGCGAGCACUUAGACUGAUGGCUGAGACUCCACUAAUAGAUGGACACAAUGACUUGCCGUGGCAGCUGAGAUCAAAAUUCAACAACCAGCUGAGCUCUACGGAUUUGUACACACUCAAUUCCACACAUACCAACAUCCCCAAAAUCAAAGAGGGUCGCCUUGCAGCACAGUUUUGGGCUGCAUAUGUUGCAUGUGACACCCAGUAUAAAGAUGCGGUGAGACAGACCUUGGAACAGAUUGACAUCAUUCACAGAAUGUGUCAGAAAUACCCAGAGGACUUCAUGUUUGCUGCCAGCAGUCAAGAUAUAAUGGAUGCCUUUGCCAAGAAUAAGACAGCUAGCCUGAUUGGGGUAGAAGGAGGUCACUCCAUAGACAGCAGCAUGGCCACACUGCGUACCAUGUACCAGCUGGGGGUUCGUUAUCUUACCCUCACACACAGCUGCAACACGCCCUGGGCGGAUAACUGGCGGGUGGAUACUGGGUCAGAUCCUGUGGAGCACAAUGGCCUGAGUGACUUUGGCAAGAGGCUGGUCUUGGAGAUGAACCGCAUGGGUAUGUUAGUGGACCUGGCUCACGUGCCAGAACAGGUGAUGAACCAGGUGCUGGACAUCUCCAAAGCACCAGUCAUCUUCAGCCAUUCCUCUGCCUUCAGUAUCUGCAAACACAAGAGGAACGUCCCCGACAAUGUCCUACUAAAAGUGAAAGAAAAGAAAGGGAUUGUUAUGGUGAAUUUCUACAAUGACUAUGUCACCUGUAGCACAAAGGCAACCCUCUCAGACGUGGCUGAUCACUUUGACCACAUCAAGAAUGUAGCUGGUGCCAGCAUAGUGGGAUUCGGGGGUGAUUAUGAUGGUGUGACCAGGGUCCCAACUGGUCUGGAGGAUGUCUCCAAGUAUCCUGACUUGGUGGCUGAACUGCUGAGACGUGGCUGGACAGAUGAUGAGAUCAAAGAUGCUCUGGGGAGGAAUCUGAUCCGAGUCUUUCAAGAUGUGGAGACGGUGAGAGACACACUGAGAAACACACCUCCAGAUGAUGUGCCCAUUCCUCUGGAGCAAGUCCAAAACUCCUGCAGAACAGAUUAUGGUUACCCAACCCAGAAAGGAGACUUGUGUUCACUACUCCAAAGAAGUCUGCGGGGAAAUUUUUCCAUACCUCCAAAGUUCAGUCUUAGAAGUUGAUCGCAUUUUCUGUUUCUUCCAUGUAAUUACAAACAUGUUCAUUUAUGCUGUGGUCAACCCACUGUGCUGAGAACUUUUAUUUGUUCAUUUAUUUGCUAUUUCAUUUUCUCAGUGACCGCUUCUAGACAGCUACAAAUGCUUUCGGGGUC